This is a messenger RNA of Prosopis cineraria, 2921 nucleotides long. RefSeq names its product DNA topoisomerase 6 subunit B. The record is from RefSeq and is a predicted model, not a curated record. Gene Ontology annotation, molecular function: ATP binding; DNA binding; DNA topoisomerase type II (double strand cut, ATP-hydrolyzing) activity. Lineage: Eukaryota; Viridiplantae; Streptophyta; Magnoliopsida; Fabales; Fabaceae. Bases 820 to 2736 code for a protein of 638 amino acids. The transcript has 19 exons. Gene Ontology annotation, cellular component: cytosol; small ribosomal subunit. Gene Ontology annotation, biological process: DNA topological change.
AAAGCAGUUUUAAAAAUAAUUAAAAAACAUUUAUCCAAAUAAAAUUUUAAAAUUAAAAAACAUAAAAAAAAACCCAAAAGCGUCUGCACAUUGUAAUAACGUGUCUUUAAAUUAAAAAAAAAAAAUGUGGUGCAAUGGCCAAACAAGACUUGACCUACUAGUCAAUGAGUGCUUGAUAGAGUUAGUAAAGAUUAUUAUUUAUAUUUUUUAAAGUGAGGGUUCGGAUUUUAAAAAGUAACAGAUGUAAUAAUUAAUAUAAUUUUAAAGAGACCGUCUUAUUGAUACCUCGUUAAUAUUAUAAGGUCUCCUCACGAAUGUUUCUGAAUUAGUUUUGGGGCGGACAAUGAAUUUAAAAUAUCGUAUAAUACCAGAUGGUUUAUUAAAAAAAAAAAAAAAACUCGACCUGCUAAGCUAAAAGUUGACGUAAAGGAAGGGUGAUGGAGCGGCAAGGAGAGGUUGGGGCGGGAAAAGCUAGUACCGUCGUCUCUUGUCUUGCAACUUGCAAGAGCUAGCUUAUUCCAAUUUAGUCGAUGACUGCUUUGAGUUUUGAAUCCUCCGUUUCACUCAAGAUCUAGUUAAUUAAGGUUUCUAGGGUACCAUUUUUGGGCACUUCAAAUGGACAGCGAAAGCCCAGGCGAGGCGAACAAAACCAAGUCCAAGACCCCCCGAAAAACAAAGGAGAGCCUUCUGAAGCAGAGUUUUGCUCUGGAUUAUUUGCGGCGUCGUCAAUUUCUCUGGAUAAGUUGCUUUGUUUGACUAUUAACAUUAAACUUUGCUUCAAAAAAAUAAUAAAACGAAAAAAAAUCGGCAGUGAAGACGAUGAUGCAUUCCAUGUCACCGGACAGACGCGCACACAACAGCCCUGGAAAAUGCCUAUAUACCACUGUCAGAGAGCUUGUUGAGAAUUCCCUUGACUCAGCAGAAUCUAUAUCUGAGCUUCCCGUUGUUGAAAUAAUUAUUGAGGAGAUAGGGAAAAGCAAAUUUAAUUCUUUGAUUGGACUUGUUGACCGUGAACGGAUUGAUGCAGAAUUAUAUGAUGAUUAUGAAACUGACAAGGCUCGUGAGAAACGGUUAGCGAAGGAGGCUCGUGCUCAAGAAAUACAAACAAAGAAUGCUGCCCUUCGAAAGAAAGUGAAAGAGCCUGUAGCUUCGAAGGGAAUUAAGGGUCGAGGUGAGGCUUCUUUUUACAGGGUUACAUGCAAGGAUAAUGGAAAAGGAAUGCCACAUGAUGACAUCCCAAAUAUGUUUGGCCGGGUUCUUUCUGGGACAAAAUAUGGCUUAAAGCAGACGCGAGGAAAAUUUGGUCUUGGUGCAAAGAUGGCUCUAAUAUGGUCUAAAAUGAGCACUGGGCUUCCUAUUGAAAUCUUGUCAUCAAUGAGAAACCAAAGUUAUACUUCGUUUUGCAGGCUGGAUAUAGACAUUCAUCGGAACAUUCCACAUGUGCAUUUACAUGAAAAACAGGAGAGCAAAGAUCGCUGGCAUGGAGCUGAAAUUCAAGUGGUCAUAGAGGGAAACUGGACAACUUAUCGUUCAAAAAUAUUGCAUUACAUGAGACAAAUGGCCGUUAUCACUCCUUACGCACAGUUUCUAUUUAAAUUUGUGUCCGAUGCACCUGACAAGAAUGUCACUAUAAGGUUUGCUCGGAGAACAGAUGUAAUGCCACCGGUUCCUCUGGAGACAAAGCAUCAUCCAUCAUCUGUUGAUCUGCUUCUAAUUAAACGACUUAUUGCUGAAACUUCAAAGCAGAACCUUUUGCAGUUUCUGCAGCAUGAAUUUGUGAACAUUAGCAAAUCCUAUGCUGAAAGAUUGAUAGGUGAGAUGGGUCCUGAUUUUAGCCUAAAAAUGGCUGUGAAGUCUUUAACUUCUCAGCAGAUAGUACGCAUCCAUCAGUUGCUUCGUCAAGCUAAGUUUGAUGAUCCCAGUGGUGAUUGUCUUAGUCCUGCUGGUGAAUACAAUCUUCGCCUGGGAAUCAUAAAAGAGCUGCACCCGGACAUGGUUGCAACCUAUUCAGGCAGUGCCCAAGUAUUUGAAGGCCACCCAUUCAUUGUUGAAGCUGGGGUUAGUGUAGGCGGAAAAGAUGUCAAGCAAGGUCUGAAUAUAUUUCGAUUUGCAAAUAGGAUUCCCUUGCUUUUUGAGCAAGGUGCUGAUGUUGUCACCAGGACUGCAAUGAAGAGAAUCAACUGGAGCAGUUACAAAAUCAACCAGAUGCAAGAUAAGAUUGGUGUUUUCGUAAGUGUUGUGAGCACAAAAAUUCCCUUCAAAGGGACUGGAAAGGAAUACAUUGGAGAUGACAUAACUGAGAUUGCUUCUGCUGUUAAGUAUGCUAUUCAGCAGUGUUGCGUCCAAUUAAAAUCCAAGAUAGUGAAAAAGAUGCAGGCUCGAGAGCAGCAGGAGAGGAAACGAAAUCUAAGCAAGUACAUUCCAGAUGCUACUGGUGCAGUCUACAAUAUUUUGAAAGAAAUGGCGCAGUUACAUGCAUCAAAGAAAAGUCGUCUCACUGAUGGCAAUAUGGAACUUCUGAGAAAAGUAUCUACUGGUUUAAUUACUAAAGAAACAUUGAGUGAAAAGCUUGCUAAACAUGUUGAACAGGUGGACUAUGAAAUGGCAUUGGAGUAUGCCACUCAAAGUGGAGUUAGCGAGGAACCCAGGGAAGCAAUAUAUAUUCAGUCCCUUGAAGCUGAAAAUAAGACGAUUGACUUGCGUGCUCCGUUAUUUGUCUUCAGAGUCAUUCAAUAACACAAGCAAAAGAAGACUUGAUUUGCCAAGUUUCAAGUUUAAACUUGUAUCAUAGUAUUAUAGUACAAGGAGGAACAAUUCUUGUAACUUCACAUUUUUAAGCAAACGCAAUGAAUUUAGUAGCGUUUAUUAGUUUGCUGGUCAAGCUACCAAUAAUAAUUUGGACACCACGAUUUUCAAGAAUU